UGAAUGUGUAUUGGCAUAUUUACACAAAAGUGUAAUUUAAGAUUAAGGUACUCAAUGCCUGACCUUAGCACACUAUCAGUCAAAGGAAAAGAGCACAUUUCAACGAAAUCCAUUAUACUAGUUAAGUAUUUAACCAUCAGACCAGGCAGACAGACAAAACUAAUGGCUUUUGUGCACCUUAUCAGCAUGUGUUAUAGAAACACAGUCGCAUUAAAUGUUCAUUAUUAGCUCUGCUUCCUCUUGUAUGUGUGUAUGUGUGGGUGAGUAGGUGUAAGUGAGCGUGGGCGGAUAAAUGUAAAAUAGUUCAGUUGAUUGAUUUAUAGCAUUCCGCAUGAGACCUGAAUGAAAGCAAAUGCACACACUUAUCGCCGUGUCUGUGCGCCAUUGAAUAAUUGUUUUCCAUGGUACGUUACGUUUCUGAUGUUUAAGUUAUUCAACGCAUUUUGCCUGCAUUCACAUUUCGUUUAGCACUCCGUAAAAGGCGCAAAUUUAAAGUGCUCGGAUAUUUUAGCUUGACGCACACAAGUAUUCAACGAAAAUGUCAGUUACACAAGCAGUUGUAAUUUAGCAAGCAAAGAAUUUUACAAGCAGCCCAACACGCACACGCACAGAUAUUGCUGAAUGCAACCGCACAUAUCUAAAUUGCAACAGCUACAACUACAAAUUCAACAAGAAUAAAGAGAAUAGCAAAUUUUGAAUAACAAGAGCUAAAACCACAAUCUUCCGUUUACCGUUUACGAUAAUGGCCAAUACAGCGCAACUGUUGCGCCGCCAAAGCUCACGCGAUAUUGUGCUUAAGACCCAAAAGAGCCUCGAUCAGUUGGAAUUGCGGGAGCUGCGUGGCCGUCUGGUGCCCAAGGAGCAUGGCGUCAGCCAUCAUCAUCACACAUCGCUGCAUCUACAUCAUCAGCCCAUGUAUGGUGCAACAAAUCAGGGCUUCAUGUCCGAUGCCUUUGACGAGUCAUCGGAACUGGAACAGGAGCUGCCCUUUGGCUCCGAUGCCAGCACCAGCAAAACCAAGGCCGAGUUGGCCGCCUUUGUUGAUCAGCAGCAAGAGGACAUCGUUGAGGGCGAAAAAGAGGGGGACGAGCGCGAAAGUUGGGAUAGCAAGGUCAUGUUCCUGCUGGCCACAAUAGGCUAUGCAGUUGGAUUGGGCAACGUGUGGCGCUUUCCAUAUUUGGCGCAAAAAAAUGGCGGUGGCGCCUUCCUGGUGCCCUACUUCAUAAUGCUGUGCAUUCAGGGCAUACCGAUCUUCUAUCUGGAGCUGGCGAUUGGGCAACGACUGCGCAAGGGCGCAAUUGGCGUAUGGAGUCAGGUGUCGCCAUAUCUCGGGGGCAUUGGCAUAUCCUCAGCGGUGGUCAGUUUCAUUGUGGCGCUGUACUACAAUACGAUAAUUGCCUGGUGCCUGAUCUAUCUGCUGCACAGCUUUGAGUCGCCAUUGCCGUGGGCCAACUGUCCGACGCGCCUCUACAAGAACUAUACCUACGAUCACGAGCCGGAGUGUGUGGCUUCGUCGCCAACACAGUUCUACUGGUAUCGCACCACGCUGCACUGUUCAGAGAGCGUUGACAUGCCGGACAGCUUCAACUAUCACAUGGCAAUUGCACUGAUUGUGUCCUGGUUUCUGGUCUAUAUAUGCAUGGUGCAAGGAAUUACAUCGUCCGGCAAGAUCGUCUACAUGACCGCCAUCUUUCCCUAUGUGGUGCUCAUCAUCUUCUUCUUUCGGGGCAUCACACUGAAGGGUGCCGCCGAUGGUGUGGCGCAUUUGUUUACGCCGCGCUGGGAAACACUGCUCGAUCCGGUCGUGUGGCUGGAGGCCGGCACACAGAUCUUCUUUUCGCUGGGCCUCGCAUUUGGCGGCCUGAUCGCCUUCAGCUCAUACAAUCCGGCCAACAACAAUUGUUAUAGGGAUGCGAUACUCGUCUCGCUGACCAAUUGCGGCACCUCCAUGUUUGCCGGCGUCGUCGUCUUUUCGGUGAUCGGCUUCAAGGCAACGGCGAUCUUCGAUCGUUGCACGGAGGAGCGUGCCGGAUUAGUCGCUCUAAAUCGGACAUACAAUCUGCCCAUAUGCGACUUAGAGCAGGAGCUGGCUAAUAGUGCAUCCGGCACCGGAUUGGCGUUCAUCAUCUUUACGGAGGCGAUCAAUCAGUUUCCCGGCGCCCAACUCUGGGCAGUGCUCUUCUUUCUCAUGCUCUUCACGCUGGGCAUCGAUUCGCAGUUUGGAACGCUGGAGGGCGUCGUCACAUCACUGGUGGACAUGAAGCUCUUCCCCAAUAUGCCCAAGGAGUAUAUCGUUGGCGCAUUGUGCCUCUCUUGCUGCAUGAUUUCCAUGUGCUUUGCAAAUGGUGCCGGCAGCUAUAUCUUCCAGCUAAUGGACAGCUUUGCUGGCAACUUUCCGCUGCUGAUCAUCGCACUCUUCGAGUGUUUGUCGAUCAGCUACAUCUAUGGCGUUAGGCGUUUCUCGGAUGACAUUGAGAUGAUGACCGGGUCGAGGCCGGGCUUCUAUUGGAUGUUCUGCUGGAAGUACUUGUCUCCUUGUGCCAUGAUCACCAUUCUGCUGGCCUCUUUCUAUCAACUGGUAACCGAGGGCAGCAGCUAUCCUGCUUGGAUUGCUGCCAAGGGUGCCACGGAUAACAUGGAGUGGCCACAUUGGUGUAUUGUCAUUGCCUUCGCGCUCAUACUCUCAUCCAUUCUGUGGAUACCUAUGGUGGCAAUAUUACGUCUGUGCGGCAUCAAGGUGGUGGAGGAUUCGGAUCCCGCUUGGUUCCCCGAGGCCGAGCUGAGGGAGGUGCAUGGCAUUGUACCCCACGAGCCCACUGAGUUGGAGCGCAGUGUUUUCUGCUUCAACAUGGACGGCACGGAGGGUAUGUGCUGUCCCAAAUACGGACUUCCCGAGAAAUCUCUCGAGGAAGACGAGGAGUAGGUGUAGACGCUGCAUGACGCAGCAACGAUGACAAUAAUAUAAUAUAUAUAUAUAUA
Messenger RNA from Drosophila grimshawi, 2979 nucleotides. RefSeq names its product sodium-dependent neutral amino acid transporter B(0)AT3. Lineage: Eukaryota; Metazoa; Arthropoda; Insecta; Diptera; Drosophilidae. Gene Ontology annotation, cellular component: membrane. The record is from RefSeq and is a predicted model, not a curated record. The transcript is spliced from 6 exons. Gene Ontology annotation, biological process: sodium ion transmembrane transport. The coding region runs from base 743 to 2923 and encodes 726 amino acids.